Molecule: messenger RNA, 1616 nt
Organism: Neohortaea acidophila
Lineage: Eukaryota; Fungi; Ascomycota; Dothideomycetes; Mycosphaerellales; Teratosphaeriaceae
Product: actin-related protein, ARP4 class
Exons: 4
Coding region: 98-1525 (475 amino acids)
Biological process (GO): regulation of transcription by RNA polymerase II
Cellular component (GO): SWI/SNF complex; NuA4 histone acetyltransferase complex
Molecular function (GO): chromatin binding
Source: RefSeq, a predicted model, not a curated record
AUCACGCCCAAUCAUGCGGUAGGCCUCAUUUCAAGACUCGCUUCUUCUUUCCAUUCCUCCCUUCUCUCCGGCGUUUGGGCGUCGGUUCACCUCUACAAUGGCCUCCACACUCCCUCCAACACAAGCACCGGCAAAUCAGGAUUAUGCUGGAGAUGAAAUCAAUGCCCUCGUCCUUGACCCGGGUAGCUACUGCACCCGCGCAGGCUUCGCAGGCGAAGACACCCCCAAAUCCGUCGUCCCCUCCUACUACGCCCACCUCCCCUCUGGCGAGCGGUUGUUCGGCGAAAAUGCCAUCCACCUCGCGCGUCCGGACAUGGACAUCCGAAAUCCAUACAAUUCUGAGGGUAUCGUAGAGGACUGGGAGACUGCGUCGCGUCUGUGGGAGUACGCCAUCACAUCCCGCCUCACGGGAGCGAGACCGACGCAUCCAACCCGCAACGGCCUGAACGAUGAUAAGAAAGAUGAGAAUGGCGAUGUGGCGAUGGAAGAUGGCGUGGAAGAACAACAGGACAGUCCGCUUGCGGAAUACCCGCUGCUCAUGAGUGAGCCGUCGUGGAACCCCGUCAAGGCGAGAGAAAAGACGAUGGAGAUUGCCAUGGAAGAGUGGGGUGUCCCUGCCUUUUUCCUUGCAAAGAACGGACAGCUGGCUGCCUAUUCUCAAGGAAAAGCCACCGCACUGGUGAUUGAUGUCGGCCAUCAAAACACAUCCGUCACCGCCCUAUGGGAAGGCAUGGUUCUGCGAAAGAGUAUCCUUCACACUCCCUUGGCCGGCUCAUUUAUCAACGACCAAAUUCGCCUUAUGCUCGCCAGUCACGACCCACCCGUUCCCCUCGUACCUCACUACAUGGUCAAGUCCAAGCAAGCCGUGGAUGCCAACUCUCCCAGCAACGCCACGUACGCGCAGUUCGCGAAGGCGCCAUCAGACUCCUUCCGCAGAUUAGAGGAGGAACGGGUACUUCUUUCAUUCAAAGAAUCCGUUGUCCAGACCUGGCAAGGUCCCGGGAGACUCGAGGGUCCUGCGGGUGGUCAUGGAGGUGUGCCCGCCACAAACAUGGAUCACGCAAAAUCCUUGCCACCCAAGCCAUUCGAAAUGCCCGACGGGUGGAACACCGUCUUUGGCGCCGAGAGAUACAAAGUCGCCGAAGGCCUGUUCGACCACCGUGCUGCCUACACCGAUGCGGAGCAUCCUCAACCAGAAGCUUCAAGCACCAUCGCUCAGACCGCCCAUCGCUCGCUGCAAAAUUGCGACGUGGAUACCCGCGGACACUUACUGCACAACGUCAUCCUUACCGGUGCAGGUAGUCUGAUCGAAAAGCUACCAGACCGCUUACAAAGCGAUCUCCAAACGCUCAUUCCCAACCCCAAGGUUCGUGUCAUUGCGAACAGCAAUUCCGUCGAGAGGAAGUACGGCGCGUGGAUUGGCGGGUCGGUGCUGGGCAGUUUGGGCACUUUUCAUCAAAUGUGGGUCAGCAAGCAGGAGUAUGCUGAGUUUGGCGCGAGUAUCGUCGAGAAGAGGUGUAAGUAAGGUGUGGGAGGUUGAAGCGAUUUUGAAGUACAGCAUGGCGCGUGGAGUUGAUUCUCUUGUUGAUGAUGAUAUCGAUUAUGACAGCAGUGGA